CAAAAAAUAAAUAUUGUUUCAUUCUGACAGAUUUGUAAUAAUCUCCAAUGUGUUUUAUUGUGUACUACCAUAUGUUUCAAACUGUGCCACUGGUGCCCAAAGAAAUUUUUUUCUUUAGUUUCUUUCAUUUUCUUAUUAUUACAUACUGGACCUUAAUCGCAAUUGAGUAAGCUAAAAGACACACGGAAUGAUUUUUUUAAAAAACAAGUCAUCAAGGUUUGUCCGUGGAUUUUUCAGAAAUUGUGUCAUUGUGUACCACUCUCCCCUAA
This is a messenger RNA of Acanthoscelides obtectus, 269 nucleotides long. The record is from the annotation of a GenBank genome assembly. NCBI's taxonomy places the organism in Eukaryota, Metazoa, Arthropoda, Insecta, Coleoptera, Chrysomelidae.